This is a messenger RNA of Drosophila innubila, 1386 nucleotides long. RefSeq names its product cold shock domain-containing protein CG9705. NCBI's taxonomy places the organism in Eukaryota, Metazoa, Arthropoda, Insecta, Diptera, Drosophilidae. The record is from RefSeq and is a predicted model, not a curated record. Gene Ontology annotation, cellular component: cytoplasm. Gene Ontology annotation, molecular function: mRNA 3'-UTR binding. The transcript is spliced from 4 exons. The coding region runs from base 512 to 943 and encodes 143 amino acids. Gene Ontology annotation, biological process: regulation of mRNA stability.
CGAUAUAAAUUUGACGCCGCCGACGCCAUUCAUUUUCAGUUUUGGACGAAAAGAAGCGAAUUAACUGUUUAUAGCGCAAUAUAAAAGUGGCAAAAGUACAUCCAAAAAGUUGUGCAGCUUUGUGUAGAUCUAAGUUGUUUGAAUUUUAUAAUUCCCGCGCGCCAUAUUCCCGAUUGCCUUGUGCCGGCUGCAUUGCGGAUUGCGGCAAAAAGAAAAAGAAAAUUGCAUCAGUAUUAGUGUAGUUGACUGGAUGCAUGCAAGUUAGAAAUCCCCAAGGCACGCGACCUGAAAUUCACACAGUUUACGAAUUGGAGGCCAGGUGAAAGUGCGCUAUAAAAGUUAGUCAGUUGCACUGCCAAUUUGACUUGGCUGCUGUCCAUUUGAGUGAGAGAUAAACACACACACACACGCACACACAUCGAAAGCCGCUGCUGCUUCAGUAGUGCUUACAUCACUCCCCGCUUGCUGCUCAGCUAAUUUCCGCCCACCCAUAAAAAAAGGAACAAGUAGAAUGGCCGAGCCAAAAACACCUGAAAAGAUGCUGUCUGCCAAGCCGCCAAUAUUCCAUCAUCAAAAUAGCCACAGUCCAAACGCCUCACUGCAACUGCCGAGUCCCAUCAUCACACGCCGUACACGCACGGCCUCGACUUCGGCGCGCGCCAUGGAAAACCCAGUGGUGAAUGGUGUUGUGAAAUCCUUUAGUCGCACCAAAGGACACGGCUUUAUUACGCCCAACAAUGGCGGCGAGGACGUUUUUUGUCACGUUUCCGACAUCGAAGGGGAAUAUGUUCCCAUGCCUGGCGAUGAGGUCAAGUAUCGACUGUGCGCCAUUCCGCCCAAGUUUGAGAAACAUCAGGCCGUGCACGUGCAGAUAAGCAAUCUGACGCCAGAGGUGCACCACAAGUGGGAGGAGUCCGUCUACUGUGGCUCCCCAGCUAAAUAGAAGCCGCAACCGAAACGAAACCGUCUGCAAUGGCCUUCCACAAGUUAAUUAACUAAAGCACGCCAUGUGUGAAAACGACGAUCAAAACAAAACAAUAAGAAUUCAAUGAAAGCAUACAAAACGACUUUAUCAAUCGUACGUCACAAACACACACACAGCCAGCCAGUUUCAAUUAUACAUCUUUAUUAAUUAAGCUAAGCAAAAAAAAUCAACUCAACUCAGUCACAAGAAACACAGAGUUUAAAGAAUUUGUAAUGAAUUGGGGAAAUUGUUAUUCGAGAACAGCCGUUUCGUGUUUUUGAUUUGGAGCCUGUAACAGUAUAUGCAUACUUAAUUUUUGAUUGUAAUAAAAUAUUUAAUAUGUAAUCGCAAACAGAAAUGUAUAAGCAAAGCUAAAGUCCGAAUCACUUUAUUAUUAAAUAAAUAAGACAUUGAAAAUUAAA